AUGACCAAGCGAACAGAUGACCUGAGGGAAGAUUCUACAAGCGUCCGUAAUAAACAGCAGCAAGUGCAGAUCAGAGUAGACACGAUGUUUCUAAAAUACUGUAUUCUAUUGGCCAUCUUUCUCGGAUAUGGACUUUGUGAGAGCGAGAUAAAUAUUUCACGACAGUUGAAUGGCACUGUUACUGGUAACCAGACCCUUGCGCGUGCAGAUGGGCCAUACUUGGUCACCAGUGACCUUGUUGUCCCAGAAAAUGCCACUCUAACUAUAGAACCUGGUGCAAUUGUGAAUUUUGUUCCAUCUGUGGGGAUUCGUGUUCGUGGAUCAUUUCACGCAAAAGGGAAACCUUCGCAGAGAAUUACUUUCCGAGCGGUUCCCUGUGGAGAAACAAGUUUUUGCAAUAAAACAGACGGGGCUUUAUUCUAUAGUCACGGGAUAAGACUUGUAGAUGGAUCGUCCUACAACAACGGGCGCCUUCAGCUGCAGUAUAAUGGAAGGUGGGGGACUGUCUGCAACGACUGGGGAUAUUGGGAUCUCACAGAAACGCACGUGGCCUGCAGACAUCUUGGAUUCCUUGGGGGAAAGCGGUAUUACUAUGAUCCCGGCAGCGGCCCCGUGAUGAUGAAGACAGUUGGCUGUAAAGGAACUGAAAAGAGUCUAUGGGAUUGUUCUUACAGAUGGAUUAUGAGUGAUCCGUAUUCAUGUUCUCACAGCCGGGACGUUGGCAUUGAAUGUGACACUCUCUUGCCAUAUUUGGCUGAGAUUUUUUACUGGAAAGGUAUUUACUUCGAGCCGACGAAUUCCUCUGAGAUGAAAGGAAGCUCUUCGCUGGAGCACGUGUACAUUGAGAAUGCUCUCGAGGGCGUAAAUGCCGUGAAAAACGCUCCAGAUUUACUUAAUGUUACAAUCAACGAUAGCGCCUCUGGCUUAAAUAUAAAAGAACUUGUCAAACCUUUGGCCGUUAUCGAUUCUUUAAUCCUGGGGCCUAAACUUGCUGGCGUGAACAUCGAGAGCUCCUGUGGUAAUGUUGUCAUUGAAAACGUCACAGUUCAGAGUGCACGAUUUGGAGGAGGCCUUAUCUAUAAGCGCCUGGCAGUGAAUUUCUGUUCUGUCACUCCAGAAGAAGCUUCAUUUCCUUUGCUCCUAAAUGCCGCUGGAAAUCAUCAUCCGGUUAAUUGUACUAAGAUUUUCAGAGCUUCACCGGGAAGAAAGAUCUCUGUGUAUUUGAGAAUAAUUAAUGGAAGUGGAUUUGAGCUCAAUUUUACCGAUGCAAGCACAGCUAUCAAAACCAGACUGCACAGAAUUACAAGUGACUACAAUGGAAAGACAUUUAAGACUGGUUCUACUUCUAUAUUGGAACUCUCCUUCUACUCUAAAGGCAGUUCUAACUUGGAAAUGGUCGUUAUGGAAGAUCAAGGCGGGACUUCAUCACUUGUGAUAUCAAACAGUACCUUUUCUAACAACUUUAAGUCUGGUAUUACCAUUGACAACUUGAUUGGUAGCUCUCGAAUCUCUCGGGCAACUGUGAUAGGGAACAACUACAAUGGACUCUAUGUCAGCAACACACAAGGAAAAAUCUCUGUUGUAACGUCCAUGUUUCUGCAUAACAAACAUAACGGUGUUAAUAUAACCGAGAUAACAGGUACUUUAGAAUUAACAAACGUCAAUUGCUCGAAAAACCAAGCGUCAGGAAUCGUAGUCGAUUCUGGAACUCUUUCAUUCCAAAUGUCUGACAGCCUUGUUGAAGAAAAUGGCGGUCAAGGAUUGCACAUCUUAAACCAGGUCAACUCCACAAUCAACAUUUACAACUCGCAGUUUAUUCGUAACUGUAUCGGUGAAGGGGUAUACUUACAAGCACUUAGCUACUGCUAUGUUCGACUAGCGGAAGUACUGUCUCUUGAAAAUUCGCAAAAUGGGGCUCUGUUUACGAGAUUAUCCGAUACCAGAUUAAAUUUCAGCUCUUGUAAAUUUGAUGGAAACUCAAAUAUAGGAGUUUACGCUACCUACUUUUCUAGAGGAGGACUUAACUUGGAGAACAUUUCUACCUCAAACAAUUACGGAUCUGGUUAUGCUUUCGAAUUUGGAAAUACCAACAUAAACAUAGAGUCUUCGUCUUCUCUUGGUAACGGCAGGGAUGGUUUUUACGUAGAAAAUCAAGGAGGGGAAGUUGUCUUAAAGGGUUUUGUUGCUGAUGGCAACAAACGAAACGGAUUGUGGUUUUUAGAUACCGAAUCAGCUCGUCUUCGAUCAGUUCAUCUUCUAAGCUGUAAUGUUUCAGGGAACAUUCAAUACGGUGUGCUGUUUUAUAUCACGUAUAGAUUUGAUCAACGCCCGGAGAACUAUAUUAUUAAGGUUGCAAACUCCACAAUUUUCAAAAAUUUUCUCGGUGGUUGUAUGCUCUAUCCUGCAGAUUGCGGUUGGGGAAACGAUGGAUGGCAGAGAAGCGUUCAACUUUUAUUCACUGGUAAUAAAGUAAAGGGAAACAAAAAAUAUGGUUUGGAUAUCUAUGGCCCUGAAUGGUACGUGUUAUCUGCUGUCUUGGCUAAUAACAUAUAUUACGAGAACAGUGGACCUGCUCUGACAGUGAGACAUGGGCGAAGGUGUUCCUAUGAGAAUUCCUCACCCUUCAAUCUGCAGGUUUCAUCGAACAUCUUUUCGAAGAAUAAAGGGGAGAACAUAUUUUUCGUUGAUUGCGAAACGUUACCCACAAAAUGCCGUGUCACCAUCAGAAACAAUACGUUUUUAGACAAUCAAAGAAUCCGGCUGUUUUCCAGCAAUUACCUUCGUACCAAAACGCAGGCAGUUUUAGCUGUAAAAGGAGGCAAUGUUACUAUAAAGUACAAUUCAUUUAUCAACCCUUUGUUCUCUCACGAAUUAGCAGCACUGCUUAAAGACCGUGAACACGUUCUUCUUGCGGAAGAAAACUGGUGGGGAACAAGAGAUGAAUGCAAAAUAAAAGACCGAUUGUUUGACUUUGAAGAUCGAGUGGAACUUGCACAGAUCCAGUAUUAUCCAUUUUUAGAUUCCAACAAUUCUACCAGCCCUAAAUUACUCGAUGGUGUCAGACCUCUCUGUUUUCUUCGAGGCAACAACUUAGGAGGAACAUUAAAUCAUGUCCUCAAUAUUACAAACCCAAAUGAUGCCUACCGAGUUAUCAGUGACGUCACAAUAUUGUCUGACGGCGUUUUGUUUAUCGAAGGAAACAUCACUUUAGAAUUUCCAUUGAAGAGCGUUUUCCUAGUGCAAGGAAAGGUUAUCAUAAAAGGUAAUAAAAAAGAACGGGUGAAGUUCCUUCCGAAGGAACCAUUGCUUCAGGACAUUAGACUCGUCGGAGGUCCUGCUCCGUGGGAAGGGGUGGUUGAGAUAUGGAUCAAUAGCACGUGGAUGCCAGUUUGUGUGCAUACCUAUGGACACGAAGAUGACAUAGUAUGCAGACAAUUGGGAUACGAACCGGUAAACUCUUAUUACCAUAACCCAAGUGGAAAAGAGAAAAUAUUCCUACAUAAUGUCAAAUGCGAUACAGAUCAAGGAGACAGCAUCACCAUUUGUAACAAAAGGAACUGGAUUUCAUCUUCAUCAUGCACGAGAAAUGUUUUGUAUGUCGCUUGCAAAAUUCCUUACUGGGCUGGCGUACAUCUCGCUGUGACUUCAAAGGAAAGCAUCUUAAGCAAUGUUGAGGUGCGAUAUGCAGGUUUUCCAUAUAGAGACGACCUGACUAUCCCCGGAAUCGCCUUCAGAGUGGACCUCCCACGUCACGUGAUCAGCGGUGUCUUUGUGAGUAAUUCUGCUUCCGUUGGUUUCCAGAUUAUGUAUCCAGACCCCUUAAAAGAUUCAAAUAAAAUCGAGAAUUCAACGAUAGCUGAAACCGAGUCGGAUGGAGUACGUUUGGAGUCUCCAUUUAUUGAGUUCCUGAGUACAAAUGUCGUAAACACAAAAGGCUACGGAUUUUCGUAUCGUUACAACUGGAAUGCUCUCAACACACACGUGUUAAAAAUGGCAGAUGCGACCGUGAAGAAGUUUAUGGACAUAUGCACUGAAAGUGAAACAUUUAUUAGUGACUCUAGUGUGGUGUAUUAUCUGGUUUUAACAUUACGGAGCAGAGCAGCCUGCAAGGCCAUAAUUACCGUUCCACCGAAAUAUACGAUAGGAUUGCAGCUAAUCUAUCACAAUGUAUAUAGCAUAGCUUUCCACGUGUACAAUGGAACAAACAAGACAAAGGGCACUCUCUGGGAUAUCCAUAUGUUACAAUGGUAUAGCCGUCCUGCUUGGAUGACUGGCAAUAGCUCAAUCCUGCUGGAGAAAGGGUAUGGAUAUACGGAUGAAGACGACACGGUGCAUUUUCUAUUGUUCCUCAUCAAAA
This is a messenger RNA of Pocillopora verrucosa, 4357 nucleotides long. Lineage: Eukaryota; Metazoa; Cnidaria; Anthozoa; Scleractinia; Pocilloporidae. The record is from RefSeq and is a predicted model, not a curated record.